Colletotrichum spaethianum is the source of this 249-nucleotide messenger RNA. RefSeq names its product alkaline ceramidase 3. The transcript has 2 exons. The coding region runs from base 1 to 249 and encodes 82 amino acids. Gene Ontology annotation, biological process: ceramide metabolic process. The record is from RefSeq and is a predicted model, not a curated record. Gene Ontology annotation, cellular component: membrane. Gene Ontology annotation, molecular function: hydrolase activity, acting on carbon-nitrogen (but not peptide) bonds, in linear amides. NCBI's taxonomy places the organism in Eukaryota, Fungi, Ascomycota, Sordariomycetes, Glomerellales, Glomerellaceae.
AUGGCGUCGUCCCCGUUGUUCCAGGCCUUACGCUUAGCCUACAACGAGGACGUUCCAGAUGGCUACUGGGGCGAGAAGACGUCAACUUUGAACUUUUGUGAAGAGGAUUAUGCAGUUUCGUACUACUGUGCUGAAGUUUGCAAUGUGAGCACCAAUCAAACCCGAAAAACUGUCCGGAACGUCGACGUUGCUAACUACGAACCUCUGCAAGACGUUUACGAACCUCCUGUUCCUCUGGCUCGGGUUUAA